Molecule: messenger RNA, 399 nt
Organism: Plasmopara halstedii
Lineage: Eukaryota; Oomycota; Peronosporomycetes; Peronosporales; Peronosporaceae
Exons: 3
Coding region: 1-399 (132 amino acids)
Source: RefSeq, a predicted model, not a curated record
AUGAAUAGAAUCAGACGAUACAGAGAACCUGAAGUGGAUGAAGUUGCCCCAAAAGAUGAUAGAAUCGAUGUGAUAAUGAAAGAAUUGGAGUUUUUGCGCUCUGAAUUAGCUCAAAAAAAUGUUGAAUCAUCCAUUUCAAAAUAUUUCAAAGAGGAAAUUUUCACAAAAGAUAGAGGAACCUUAUUCAAAGAUGGAUUUGUUAGUAAAGGAGAUUAUCUGGAAAUCCCAUUAACACUACUAAAUGCCAGAUACAAACAAUGCAAGCUUCAUACAGUAAGCUUUUACAUGUCAUCUAAUAUCUUCAAAAUCGAUAUUAUCGGUCUUAUCGGUACUAUCAGUGUCUAUCGGUUUAUGAAGCUUUACAUCUUCAACACAACCAGUAUCAUCGGUAUUGGAUAG